Molecule: messenger RNA, 435 nt
Organism: Haemonchus placei
Lineage: Eukaryota; Metazoa; Nematoda; Chromadorea; Rhabditida; Trichostrongylidae
Source: the annotation of a GenBank genome assembly
AUGAUGAGGUAUACCACAACAAUCCUGCAAGAACAAAGUGUUGCCUCCGAUAUUAGAGUGCCUCCAAUGCCGCCUCCUCAGAUUUGGACGAAAUUCCCUCCAAAGUUGCCGGAAUGUCAUAUUCUCAAUGGAAAAACUCCACGUCCACCUGAAGGCGACUUUCUCUCAGACAGAAUCAGUCUGAAGAGAAAUUUUAAAUCAAGUCAUCCCAUUGCACGUCCUCCACGCCGAAUGAUUGAGUUUUAUCAGUUGCAGGUACCUCAGCGCCGUGCCUACCUUGAUACCGUUAUCGAAUCAAUGUCCAAAAGCUAUAUGUUCCUCUACAACAACCUAGCUCCAGAAGUGUAUUGUCCGGAGUUGCUGCGCGUUGGGACGACGAAUGACGGCGGGAAAUGGAUUUGCAGCCCGUUCCGGUCAGCUUCGCUUUACGAUUGA